UACGCCAUCAAUAUCAUCCGAGCACAACACUUAACUAAAGAAAACAAACUAUUUUUUCCUGACCUAUCAGAUUCGGUAUAAAUUAAGCUUGCGCUUGCAUAUCAAUGACGCUAAAUUAUGCCAUGCGAUGGUCUGAACCUCAACGAAUACUUAAACGUCAUAAAUUCCCUGUGAUUGCAAUCCACUUCGUCAUCGCUACAUUUUGACCUCUCCUCAAAAAGACUCGCAGUCGACCAGAGAAGCAUCUUCAUUACGUAAAAAUAUGGCCGAAAACGCUUCGAAGGAGCUACGCAAAACAGCGAAGAGUCCGUAUUGCUGGGACAUGAUGCGGUUACUCGACAAUGCCCGCAAAAAUGGUGAAUUGACAGAUGUUACUCUGCGUGUGGAAGGAGAAACAUUCCCCGCGCACCGAUGUGUUUUGGCAGCCAGUAGCCAGUUCUUUCACGGUUUAUUUACUAACGAUAUGAAAGAGAAAUCGGCGUCAAUCGUAACUAUCGAAGGUAUUCCUGUAACGGCGAUGGAUCAGCUCUUGUCCUACCUUUACACAGGAGAGGCUCAAAUUAGCGAGGCGAAUGUCGAUGAUCUGAUCGCGUCCGCGAACUACUUACUUCUUCCCCGUCUAAAAAACAUCGCUUGCAAGUUUAAGGAGCGGCAUAUGUCGGCCACAAAUUGCGUUGCUACUUUUCUAUAUGCUGAGAAAUACGAUUGUAAGGAAUUAAAAACAUACGCUGGCGAAUUAAUCAAGCAGAACUUCGCGACAGUCGGCAAGUCAAAGGAAUUCGUGCAAAUUUCCUGUGAUCAAAUGAAGGAUCUAAUUUCAGGCGAUGACAUAGUAAUUGGAACCGAAGAAGAAAUCUUUGAAAUCAUCCUAGAAUGGAUCGCUCAAAAUCAAGACGAGAAGGAGCGACAUUUUGCGAAGUUGUUCAGACUCGUUCGACUGAGCAGCAUAUCCGAGCAAUAUUUGUACACAAAGCUUAUGUGUCAUGAACUUGUGCAGGCAAAUAGCGAGUGCAGGCAAAUAUUAAUGGACGAAAUUCGCUGGCGUGCCUUGUACUCUGGACAAGAGAUCUCCAGACAAAAACCAAGGACUUGUCUUCAGACUCACGAAGAUGCAAUCAUCACAUGCGGUGGCCUUUCGCCUGAUGAACGUAUUCGAAACUUUACUGUGUGUUAUGUUCCGGCUACAAAAACCUGGUAUGAGUUGGCACCUAUGCUUUUGAGACGGUUUCGCCAUGGUUUCGCUUCCUGCCAGGGAUAUGUUUAUGCCAUCGGUGGUAAAGGAGAAGACUCGGUCUACAACAGCGUGGAACGUUAUGACCCGCGCACCAACUCAUGGGGCUUUGUAGCACCUCUGCCUCAGAGAGUGACGUUGAUGGGCGCUGCCACUUUACAAGGGCUGCUGUACGUCGCUGGCGGGAUUGCGUUCAGCAGUGAGCACGGGGGCAGGCGCUGUGACACCUCUCAGAGGUACAAUCCCUCCACAAACUCUUGGACUAUAGUUGCACCUCUAAAGAGACGCAAGUCCUCUGUUUGUCUGGUGUCAGACACUCACUAUUUAUAUUGCAUUGGUGGCCUGGCCGACGAUGGUUUCCUCUCUGAUGUGGAUCGUUAUGAUCCAAAGUUGAACGUAUGGACACAAAUGGCUCCUACAAGCGAACAGCGCGGGUGUGCUUGUGGUGUGUGCCUUGAAAAAAAGAUUUACAUCUUUGGAGGAACUGUUGACCCAUUUUCAUUAAAUGCCCUCGUAAGUUGCGAGGUUUAUGAUAUUACUUUGAAUGAGUGGCAAUCCAUCGCUCCUUUACAAGUUCCCAGAUUUCACGGAAGUGCGGUCCUUUUACGUGAUGAGGUUUACUUAUUUGGCGGAACCGGAAGUCAAAGCGUUGAUCGGCAGAAUUCUCGAAUAGUGGAGUGUUACGAUAUCAAAAAAAAUACCUGGCUCGAUGCUCAUUCCAUGCCAUAUAAUGAGACAUACUUCAGAGGUUGUCCAGUAAGCAUGUUUAAAGAUCUAUUGCAGUCUGUCAACAAAGUUACAACUCUUCCUCAAAGUAGUUAGGUAUGUUGAGUCCGUAUAAGAGUUAGCCUCGCGGGAUUUAAUGCAAAUUUCUGUCAACCAUAACAGUUAUUAUAACAUAACCAAAGUAAAGCGCGCGCUCUGAUUGGUCAAUUUAGCGUCCCCCAUUUGC
Molecule: messenger RNA, 2183 nt
Organism: Stylophora pistillata
Lineage: Eukaryota; Metazoa; Cnidaria; Anthozoa; Scleractinia; Pocilloporidae
Product: kelch-like protein 2
Molecular function (GO): protein binding
Source: RefSeq, a predicted model, not a curated record